CCGACCCCGGCCGGCAUGAGGUGCCUGGAAUGCACCUCGGCGGCGGCGGGCGGCGCGGAGGAGGAGGAGGCGGACGCGGAGCGGCGGCGCCAGCGCCGGGGGGCGCCGCGCGGGGCUGGCGGCAGCGGCUGCUGCGGGACGCGGGGCGCGAGUGGCUCUGGAGUCCUGGCCGCAGACGAUGAGGUGCAGACGCUGUCGGGCCGCGUGCGGCGGGUCCCGUCCGGGCCCCCUGGCAGCCCCGGCACCCCUGGCUGCGCCGCAGCGGCGAAGGGCCCCGGCACGCCGCAGCCCAAGCCGGCCAGCCUGGGCCGAGGGCGGGGGGCAGCCGCCGCCAUCCUCAGCUUGGGCAACGUGCUCAAUUACUUGGACAGGUACACCGUGGCAGGCGUCCUCCUGGACAUCCAACAGCACUUUGGAGUCAAGGAUCGUGGCGCGGGCUUGCUGCAGUCAGUGUUCAUCUGCAGCUUCAUGGUGGCCGCUCCUAUCUUUGGCUACCUGGGUGACCGCUUCAACAGGAAGGUGAUCCUCAGCUGCGGCAUUUUCUUCUGGUCGGCAGUCACCUUCUCUAGCUCCUUCAUCCCUCAGCAGUAUUUCUGGCUGCUGGUCCUGUCCCGGGGGCUGGUGGGCAUCGGUGAGGCCAGCUAUUCCACCAUCGCACCCACGAUCAUCGGCGACCUCUUCACCAAGAACACACGCACACUUAUGCUGUCUGUCUUCUACUUUGCCAUCCCGCUGGGCAGUGGCCUGGGGUAUAUUACAGGCUCCAGUGUGAAGCAGGCAGCUGGAGACUGGCACUGGGCUCUGCGGGUGUCUCCUGUCCUGGGCAUGAUCACAGGAACACUCAUCCUCAUCCUGGUCCCAGUCACUAAGAGAGGCCACGCAGACCAGCUUGGAGGGCAGCUCAAGGCACGGACCUCAUGGCUCCGAGACAUGAAGGCUUUGAUCAGAAAUCGCAGCUAUGUCUUCUCCUCCCUGGCCACAUCAGCCGUGUCCUUCGCCACAGGAGCCCUGGGCAUGUGGAUCCCACUCUACCUGCACCGUGCCCAAGUUGUGCAGAAGACAGCAGAGAUGUGCAACAGCCCACCGUGUGGGGCCAAGGACAGCCUCAUCUUUGGGGCCAUCACCUGCUUUACUGGCUUCCUGGGUGUGGUCACGGGUGCAGGGGCCACACGCUGGUGCCGCCUGAGGACCCAGAGGGCCGACCCGCUGGUGUGUGCUGUGGGCAUGCUGGGCUCCUCCAUCUUCAUCUGCCUCAUCUUUGUGGCUGCCAAGAGCAGCAUUGUGGGCGCCUAUAUCUGUAUCUUCAUUGGGGAGACCCUGCUGUUUUCCAAUUGGGCCAUCACGGCAGACAUCCUCAUGUACGUGGUCAUCCCCACACGACGGGCCACCGCGGUGGCCUUACAGAGCUUCACCUCCCACUUGCUGGGGGAUGCUGGAAGCCCCUACCUCAUCGGCUUUAUCUCAGACCUGAUCCGCCAGAGCACCAAGGACUCUCCACUCUGGGAGUUCCUGAGCCUGGGCUAUGCCCUCAUGCUCUGCCCCUUCGUGGUGGUCCUGGGCGGCAUGUUCUUCCUCGCCACCGCCCUCUUCUUCCUCAGUGACCGUGCCAAGGCUGAGCAGCAGGUGAACCAGCUGGUGAUGCCUCCUGCAUCAGUGAAAGUCUGAGGUGGUGCCGCUGGGACAGUGAUGAAGCCUCACCCGUGUUUGUACCUAGACUGGAAAGUGGCCUUGGGCACUUUGGACCUACGGGGCUGUCCCAAAGCUUUCUGUGUGACACACAGCUGGGCACCACCCCACCCUGGCCCAGAACUGCUAAGAGGCCGUGGCUCCAAGAAGCUACGCCUCCAGUUAACAUGGAAAGCUAUGUGUGCUGGAGUCAUACAGUUGGACAGAUUCUCAGUCCUAAAUUGGGGCUGCAGAGUCCCUGGGGCCAAGGGAGAAGACAGUUCCAUAUGGGUAUGUGGGGAGAACCUGGCCUGCCAUCAGCUUCUGUAAUCCUGGGUAACCCCCUGACCUCCCUAGGCUGUGGGGUCCGGGGUCCGGACCUCCCUAUACUGCACGCUGUACGGGGCACUGCCUGUGGCUUUGAGGACCUGGCAGAUCCUGGGACACAGAGAAGAGAUGGUCUAGGUCUCAGGGCCACAGGUCAGGUGCUGAGGCAUCCAAAGGGCCUGGCCCAUAGGGACUGCUGACCUUGAGGACAUCACUCAACCUGGCACACGGAGCAGGACUCAUUUCCUGUGGAAGUAUCUGACAUGGGGUGUGUCUUGGCUUGGCUGGCCCCUGGAGGACGUGUCCCUGCAACCUGGGGCUGUGGGCCACUGCCAGGUCCUGUGUGGGGACCAGCAUCACCCACAGUUCAGGUGAGGUUCCUUCUGGUCCCUACAGCACCUUUACUGACCUUCCUAGUGAACCCAGGAGACAAGCCACGCCCUCUCCCAGGCUGGCCUGCAUUUUGGGAAGGGCCAGGGACUUACUUGUUCCUGGGCCGAGGCAGGAGUCUGAAGGAGGUCCAGCCUCGCUGACUCCUCCCAGCUGACCCAUGGGGUCAGGUCUUCACUUCUUCAACCUCUCCCCAAUCCCUACAUCAGGGCAGCUUCCACCUGCCCCCUGGGAGCACUUAUCCCUUCUCCAUAGUCCCUAAGCAUUUGCUGCAAGGUGGCUCCAGCCCCGGGGUGCUGUGGCCCACAGGAGACCCUCAUGCUUCCUUUGCCUGCCCAUUAGUUACUGGCUGGCUGUGGCUUCAGUGUGUUAGCUAGUGGACUACCCACCCCACCAAGGUCUGGGGCACCCUGGGGGCCAGAUACAGGAGUGGGGUGGAAUCCCUCAAAGACCAGCUGGGCCCCCACCUCACCCCAGCCUCCACUGGGGCCCCAGCAAUGUUUUCUUGUUGUACAAGAACCAGGUCCAAGUGUUGCCUCCUCUUCCUUCCGGAAGCCAAACCGCUCCUUUAUUUUUUAGAGCUGCUGAUUGUGAAUCUCAGAGUCUUAAGAGAGAAGCCAAAUAUAUUCCUUGUAAAUGAAGAAAUAAACCUAUUUAAAUCA
Messenger RNA from Dipodomys spectabilis (banner-tailed kangaroo rat), 3044 nucleotides. It is a transcript of the gene Spns2, whose product is annotated as sphingolipid transporter 2. The transcript is spliced from 13 exons. Gene Ontology annotation, cellular component: membrane. Gene Ontology annotation, molecular function: transmembrane transporter activity; sphingolipid intramembrane carrier activity. Gene Ontology annotation, biological process: sphingosine-1-phosphate receptor signaling pathway; lipid transport; transmembrane transport. The coding region runs from base 16 to 1665 and encodes 549 amino acids. Lineage: Eukaryota; Metazoa; Chordata; Mammalia; Rodentia; Heteromyidae. The record is from RefSeq and is a predicted model, not a curated record.